This is a messenger RNA of Linderina pennispora, 705 nucleotides long. RefSeq lists its product as uncharacterized. The record is from RefSeq and is a predicted model, not a curated record. NCBI's taxonomy places the organism in Eukaryota, Fungi, Kickxellomycota, Kickxellomycetes, Kickxellales, Kickxellaceae. The coding region runs from base 1 to 705 and encodes 234 amino acids. The transcript has 2 exons.
AUGGACGACAGUACGCAGCCAGAAGGCUCGCUCCUAGACACACAGACCGGCGUUACGCAGACCGACAGCGAGCGCACAGCCGUCGACAUUGCGCGCUACGCCCUGGCCGCCCACGCCGCCCACAAGCCAUUGCGACGCGACGCCCUCCGCAGCCUCUUCCGCGACACCAGCGCGCGUCACUUCAAGCUUGCGUUCUCGCGCGCCGACGAGCUCCUGCAGCUCCACUUUGGCCUCACACUGGCGCCCUAUCCGGCCCACGAAAAAUCCCUGGAUGCACCCGCACAGACAAAGCCCUUGGAGCAGGACGACGCGCAGCUGAUGGGGUUCGCUGCGGCGGUGCUCAGCCUGGUGCUUGUCAGCAAUAUGUGCGUGACCAUGGAUCAGCUUGUCUUGUACGUGCGGAAGCUCGGCCCUCCCGCCCACAUUGCCAAUGCGCCUGCCUCGCGCCUAUCCACAACCGACGAUGCCCAGCGCGAUGCGUGCGCGCGCGAGGCCAUCAAUGCAUUGCAGCGUCGCGGGUACCUCGACGUGCUGGCGCCACGCGCUGCACCCGAGGACGUCGAGCUCACGUGGGGCCCGCAGGCCAAAGUGGAUUUCCGGCCCAUCGACAUCGCACGCUUCAUUGCGGCGACCACCGGCCAGGAAUGCUCGCCCGAGUUUGUGGCCAAGAUCGGCCGCGCAUUCGGCCGCAAUAUCGAAGGUUAA